GCCCGUUGUCAAGGAGGGUCGAACGCAUCGAACAGGGAAGGAUGAGCCUGGCGGAGAACAGGCCGUCGCGCAAAAAUGCCGGCAACCGCAUGUCGCGGCUGUUGGAGGCAGAGGAAGAGGACGAUUUCUACAAGACGACUUACGGAGGCUUCCACGAGGAGUCUGGAGAUGACGAGUACAAUACGGACCAGUCAGAGAGCGAGGACGAGGUGGACUCUGACUUCGACAUUGACGAGGGGGAUGAGCCAGCCAGUGACCAGGAGGAUGACGAGCCGCGCAGGAAACGCCGUGUCAUCACCAAAGUCUACAAGGAGCCAGUGAAGUCGAGUCGGCCAAAAGCCAAGCCCAGGAAGUCUUUGGGCACCCCUGGCACGUCAGAGAAAGCAUAUCCUGACAAGGGGGACACCACUGAUCUCCCGGACGAAUUUGGAGAAUGUGGCCGCAAGUCGGUGCGGCAGUCGACCACAGAGCACACGCGGCUGACAUACCUGCGGGUGCAGGAGCGCCAGGUGCAGCCCCGCCGCCUUCGCAAGGCGCCGCAUGCAGAGACCCACCAGCUCAGCCAGGAGGAGCUGCUGGCGGAGGCCAAGCUCACUGAGGAGAUCAACCUGCGCUCCCUGGAGAACUACGAGCGGCUGGAGGCGGACAAGAAGAAGCAGGUGCUGAAGAAGCGGCGGUGCGUGGGACCUACCAUCCGUUUCCAUUCCGUCACCAUGCCGCUGGUCACUGAGAUCAACGUAAAGGAGGAGAAUGUGGAUGUAGAAGGGCUGGACCACGACCCGCAGCCGACAUCGGAGCAAUCCCAGACACCAGCGCUGGCUCCUGUGGGGAGGUGCCUGCGCAAUUUCAUCACUUUCAGUGAUGACGCCACCUUUGAACGUGCCUUCCCCAAGGCCAAGCCGCCCAGGGUCCCGGCCCGCGAGCUCUGCCCCGUCACCCAUAAGCCAGCCCUGUACCGUGACCCCAUCACCGACAUCCCCUACGCCAACACCCGGGCUUUCAAGAUCAUCCGUGAAGCCUACAAGAAGUACAUCACGGCGCACGGGCUGCCCAGCUCCCAGGGUAGCUCGCAGCCUGAGCAGGCUGGCCGCAACCGCCAGAGGAUCAUCAUCAAACAGGCUGCACCUCCUACCUGAAGGGAGAGGGGAGUGUUGGGGGUGGGAGGGGAGUACUUUAUGGCCCUCUCCCUCUCCCCCUCUGAUCCAAAGAGAGAUGUAUCAUCUCUUCCUGGGACGGUGUAGGGGGAGCUUCACUCGUUAUCUGAACACAUGAGUGUGUGAUGGGACUGGAUGGAGGGAGCUUCACUCCGUACCUGGGGUCCUGCGAGUGUGUAAUAGGACUUGUAGAGGUCCCAGAACUCUAGGCUCCCAAUUACUCUAUGACUGACCCCAAGAGUAUGAGAUGGGACAGUGUCGAGGGAGCUUCACUCUGUGUCUGGUUGAGUUUGUCACAUCUAUCUGCCAGGGGCAAUGUGUUGCAGAAAUAAUAAUCUUUUGUGUAUUCACAGCCUACCUUUAUGCCCCUAAAAGUGUCAUUUUUAAAUAAUAAAUCUGCAAAAUGAUUACAAGUUGC
Molecule: messenger RNA, 1572 nt
Organism: Mobula hypostoma (lesser devil ray)
Lineage: Eukaryota; Metazoa; Chordata; Chondrichthyes; Myliobatiformes; Myliobatidae
Gene: vps72b
Product: vacuolar protein sorting 72 homolog b
Exons: 6
Coding region: 42-1136 (364 amino acids)
Biological process (GO): chromatin remodeling; regulation of DNA-templated transcription
Cellular component (GO): nucleus
Molecular function (GO): ATP-dependent H2AZ histone chaperone activity
Source: RefSeq, a predicted model, not a curated record